AUGCCUCGCUACACCGUCACCGAGCCUCACCCGACCGUGGUGCAGGACACAUAUACUCACCACGGCCGCGGCGGUGCCGGCAACUAUUUCCGCGCUCCGGUCACGACCUCGUCCACCGGCGUUCCCACCACGACGUCAAUGCCCCUGCCGCCCAAGACCAAGACAUUCUACUCCGGCCGCGGCGGUGCCGGCAAUGCCCACACAUCAUCUGACUGUCCCACGAUAUCCUUCGACGAGGUGUACAAGGUGCAGAGCCACAUUAACGAGAAGCCCGUAGGCCACGUCGGCCGUGGUGGAGCCGGAAACGUGUACGGCUCUUCCCAUGACGCCGGCGGCAACACCAGCUCCAACCCUAAGGGCAAGGACAGCGACGCCGUCAGCCAGCGCAGCGUUAGCAGCUCGGGAAGCACUCUCUCCGGGUUCAUGGGUCGGUUGAGUGGGUUCAGCUUGCGCAGCCACCACUAG
Molecule: messenger RNA, 465 nt
Organism: Pseudomassariella vexata
Lineage: Eukaryota; Fungi; Ascomycota; Sordariomycetes; Amphisphaeriales; Pseudomassariaceae
Exons: 1
Coding region: 1-465 (154 amino acids)
Source: RefSeq, a predicted model, not a curated record